AUGAAUGCUUAUAUGAAAAUUAUGGAUUGUAAUAUUUUAUAUAAUAACUAGAUAAAAUAUUUGUACAUUUCAUUAAUCUUCUGUAAAGAUCAAUUAUGUAUUAUUUACUGAAAAAUCAAGUGAAACAAUUAUAAAUAAAGUAAAUACUUAGAAAUAUUUGGAAAAAUUAUAAUUUGUUUAUCAAUAUGAUUAAAGUUUGCAUUAUCUUAGACNUUUUGGAUGGAUUACAAUAUUUACAUUCCUAGAACAUUAUCUAUAGAGAUUUAAAACCAGAAAAUAUUUUAAUUGAUUAAGAUGGAUAUCCUAAAAUAGCUGAUUUUGGACUUAGUAAAAUAGUUGACAAUUAAGAAUAAUUAAAUUAUUCUUUUUGUGGAUCCUUAGAAUAUAUGGCACCUGAAAUGAUAGAAUAAAAAGGACAUAAUUAUACUUAAGAUUAUUAUUAAUUAGGUGUUAUGCUUUAUGAGAUGAUGGCAGGCAUACCUCCAUUUUAUGCUAAGACAAGAUAAGAUAUGAUUAAGAAUAUAGUAUCAAAAUAGAUAAAUUAUCCACAUUUCUUUUCUAAAAAUUUAUAAGAUUUAAUAACAAAAUUAUGUAAUAAAGAUAAAACUAAAAGAUUAUGUGGAAAAUGUAACUUAAUUAAAUAUAAUUAGAAAUUUAUUAACAUCCUUGGUUAUAAGGACCUAUAAAAAAGAUGCCAAUAAAAUAUUAAUGUGAUCAAUUCAAUUUUGACAAAUUGUUUAUUAAUCAAAAAUGUUUAGAUAUUGAAACAGGACCUAGAUGUAUUGCUGAAGAGUUUAAUUUAUUGACCUUAUCUUAAUCAAGAGAUAUUAGGGAUGAAGAAAUGUGUCCCUUUGAAAAAUUCUCUAGUUUUUAUUACAAAUAAUGA
Paramecium primaurelia is the source of this 886-nucleotide messenger RNA. The record is from the annotation of a GenBank genome assembly. Lineage: Eukaryota; Ciliophora; Oligohymenophorea; Peniculida; Parameciidae.